AUGGCGGCUGAUGGCCAUGUGCAAAUCGGCAGCCUUACACUGCAGCAGCCUCUCGGCGUCGGGACGAUGCAAUGGGGCCGGACCUGGCUGGAUCAGAAGCUGAACCGUGGCAACCUUGACGAUCAGCUCUGUGCCAGCAUCUGCCAGGAGUUUGCAGAAGUUCACGGGGUACAGUUCUUUGACACCGCUGAAGGCUAUGGAGGUGGAACCAGCGAAGAGAGGCUCAGAGACGUCCUCGUUGAGCCCUUGAAAGAUCAGAAGCAGCCCUAUCCCUGCAUCAUUGCGACCAAAUUCCUACCAACCCUGGCCCGUUGGACGCAUGGAAGCUUCUCGCGAGCUCUCCAGGGAUCCUGUGAGCGCUUGGGCGUAGAUGCUAUUGAUAUCUAUUUCAUUCACACUCCGAUUCACCCUCUCCCCUUAGAGUAUUGGGUGCAUGCAGCUUGUCGAGAGGCGAAGGCCGGAAGAAUCCGUGAAAUCGGCAUCUCCAACUGCAAUGCACAGCAGGUCCGACGAGCCUGCGCUGAGGCUCAAAAGCACGGCCGAAGAAUCGCAGCGAACCAGAUCAUGUUCAAUCUUUUGUGUUUUCAAUCUCCAGAGCUGCAGGAGACCCUGAGAGCUUGCCAGGAGAACCAUGUGCAAAUCAUUGCAUAUGCGCCUAUCGGCCAAGGCCUUCUGACACAAGCCCUCACGGACGAGAAGUUUUCAAGAAUCCGUCUGGCCAAGAUGACUAGGCUCGUCAUGGACGAGUUGCAUGACCUGCGAGGUGUCAUCGAAAGACUGGCGAGCAAGUAUGACAAGUCCAUGGCGCAGAUUUGUCUGAACUGGACGAUCUGCCACGGGGCAAUUCCCCUGGUGGGUACCAGAAGCAUGUUGCAGGCACAAGACACUGCUGGUUGCCUUGGAUGGCGUUUAGCCGCAGAGGAUGUGGAGGAGCUCGAUCGACACGCGCUGAAGCGCAGCACGCUGUCCAAGCCAAGGUGGAAGCGUGUCCUUUUUGUCACCUUUAUUACACUUCUUGUCUUCAGCUACCGAGUGAAUCGCUGGGCCGACUGGCUAAGAUCAAAGUGGCACUCCCUGUGGUCCUGGCGAGGGCAUCGACCAGAUUGUACCGUUGAAACGUCAAUGUACAUUUGCUGCCUUUCCCUUUUCGUGCAGGCAGCUGUUGCAACAGCGACUCCCUUCAUUACAAGAGCAGAGCUCAAGGUCGUGCCCGGAACCGUGGACAUAGUUGACUUCGCAACUGGUCAUCCUCGGCUGUACACCUUCAUGAGCUCGCUGCGCUGGGUUAGCACAGCAGCGCUGUACUUGGGAGUCUGUGUAAUUUGUGCCCAUCUUUGGCGUCAGACAGACGAGCCCGUGUGGGUAAUUUUGGUGAUGCAUCUCGGCACCUACUUCUUCAUCGUCCAUUUCUGCCUGUUCCUCUGCGUAUCCAUUAGGCAGCUGUCGAACGUCAGCAUGCUGGACGGCAUCAGGACGCUGACAACUGCCAAGGACACUGUCAGCAUUUGUCCGAUGCUUUCUGUCCUCUUCAUUGAGUGCUGGGUCGCUGCAAACGACAUCAGAACUCCAGUAGGUUUGCCUGGCGUUCCCCAAGGCUUCGCACAGGACUACAUGUUUGUGGCGACCUGGGCCAUGCUGAUGCAGCUGGUCGUGUGCUUCGUGAAUGGCUUCGUCUACACCCUGCCGAAGGACUCAAAGGUUAUGAGACUCUGUGGCAAUUCCUUGCGGGGAGGCCUCACUGCCAUAUCGAUUGUGUUCUACCUCACACUGGUCACUGUCUACGCUUCCAUUCUGGUGGUUUUGGUCUCUCGCUACACGAACACAGCGCGUGCUGCCACCGGUGCCGGUGCCUGGUUCGCAUGA
This is a messenger RNA of Symbiodinium necroappetens, 1863 nucleotides long. The record is from the annotation of a GenBank genome assembly. NCBI's taxonomy places the organism in Eukaryota, Dinophyceae, Suessiales, Symbiodiniaceae.